AGCAAACACGCGCACCGGAAUCGUUGGUCCCGUCGCGAGGCGCCAGUCGCCGCUAGCACGCGCUGAGAGGGCAAGAGCCGCCCGGUGCGGUUACUGGGUUGCCCGCCUGUCCGCCGGCGGCCUAGAACUGUCGCUGCCGCCACCGCUGCCCGACCGACCGAGUCUCCCGUUCGCCGGGCCGCGCUGCUUUGCCUUUCGUGAAUCCGCGGCCUUGAACUGUUUAGAACAGCGCUUAGGGUCACCUGCGGGACUUACGACAGCGGCGGCGCAGCAAAAGCACGGGUUCGCGUCUUCAUUCACUGGCUUGACGCAGCAAAACUCUUCGCGGCGCAAACCGCUCGCCGCUGACUUCAUGUCCAUACGAAGGUCGUAACAGGACCGUAGUGGAGAAGGUAUCUCUCGCGAGGAACUCCGAUUCGCGCGCCGCUUCUACUCGCCGCCGUCAUGUCUUUUGGACCUGCUCGUCCUUGCUGUGAAUCCGAGCUUAAGCGGGAGUGAAGACACGUUCAGCUUUCUGCUGCGUGUGUACUUCAUCUGCGACGUAUCGCAGUUCCGUUGACGGUUGCACCAUAGCACGAGAGCUACUCCCGUUACGCAACCAAUGGAGAAUUACUGCAUCUUCCCUUGGAGUACGUCAGCGGUGCUACGCCGCUUCCACUGGCACGUGCUCCUGCUUGCACUCGGCGUAUCCGUACUGUGGCAGCAGGAGCAGCGCGGUGGCAGGACCGGGGGAGCGGCUGACGCACAGAGCUGCGGCCCACGCAUCUCGGCGCGCUUCCUGCUCGACAUCCCGUGCGACAUGACGCGCUCCGCCUUCUGCAACGUCGCCGGCAGCUCCUACCCGUGGCACGCGGUGCGGCGCUACAUCUUUGAGAAUCAAGGCCUGGUGAGGCGCAUGUACGGCGACCAGCGACACAGCGUGAUUGUAGGCACCGAGAUAGAGGCGCGCAGGAUGCGCUACGACGACCUGCGCUUCCACGAGCCGGAGAGCCCCGUCCCGCCGGUCUCGUCGGUGCAUCGGACCCGCGGUCGGGCGGCGUACCGGGUGCGGCCCAACAGCCGCUACGCAAACCUACUCAAGACGUCACCCUUGGCAGACGGCGAGAAGGCACGUCCACCACCGCCGCCACCUCCACCGCCACCGUUUCCGCGGCCGCCCGCACACGCCGAUGUGACCGUGGGCAUGGCGACCACAACAGCUGGCACGAGCCCAGUGCCGGCCAUGGACGUGACGGGUGACAGUCCGGUGACGACAGCACCGGCCUUGCUCGACGACGACGCAGGCGCCUACAAGCCCGGCUGGCUGGGUGCUGCUAUUUUCAACGCUGCCAGGCUGUUGCGCAAGCUCCCAAAUUGGAGCCCCACGCAAGUGGUGUUUCACGGCGAGCCCGUCGACAUCGACGCGCCUUCGCGGCUUGCCACGGAGACCCCGCACAACCAGGAACCUGCCGCCAUCCUGACGACGCCGACAGCGCCCACGCACGCACCGGCAGCCGCCGUGACCACCAGGGAGCACCUGUCUACCGGCACGUUGGCGACGACAACGACAGCGGCUGCCGACUUCGAGCCGUCGUACGCGGCCGGCGAGCCGUUCACGCAUGAGCCGGAGCCGCUGCACGCGUACGCCACCAGCCAGGCGAGCACGGCGGCGUCCCAGCCUCUGUUCAGCCUGCUCGACAGCAACAGCAUCGAGGCGCCCGACGACGCACCGCACCACCACGAGCGGCCGGCGACGGCAGCCGCCUCGGUGAACCACCCGCACGAUCACGCCGAGGAGGAUGCGUCGGCCGAGCAGCCGCCGCCGGCCGAGCCUCUCAGGAGGGGCGUGAACGCAUGCCCGGUGAAGCAAGAAGUGCUCGCUCCUUAUUGGGCCAACAACACCCGUGGCAAGGUGCUGGCGCUACUCAACGUCUACCCCUUCGAGCAGUAUGUGCACGCCGAGAAGUGCGCGUUCGAGAACCAGCAGAUGUUCUGCCGGGACGGCUGCCGGUGCGAGCAGCAGUUCCGGCUGCACCGGCUACUGGCCUUCGACCCUCGCAACGAGUGUCGGGGCAUUUUUGCCGAUUGGUUUCGCUUUCCCUCUUGCUGCGUCUGCAUCUGCUACGAUCUCGGUUCUCCGGCUUCCCGGUGGAUGUCUUCCGGCCGAGGUGCCUGACAUACUGUGACACCGACUUCGUCUCCAGUGCCAAAGCUAACUUAUGCGUGCGCCCCUCUCACAGGCGCGUGUACAAAAAAUAAAAACAGAUUUAAUAAAGACAUUUAAAAACACCA
Messenger RNA from Dermacentor andersoni, 2271 nucleotides. It is a transcript of the gene spz4, whose product is annotated as Spaetzle domain-containing protein 4. Gene Ontology annotation, biological process: innate immune response; central nervous system formation. Gene Ontology annotation, cellular component: extracellular region. Gene Ontology annotation, molecular function: Toll binding; growth factor activity. NCBI's taxonomy places the organism in Eukaryota, Metazoa, Arthropoda, Arachnida, Ixodida, Ixodidae. The record is from RefSeq and is a predicted model, not a curated record.